GUACAGUGGCCACAUGCACUCAGUACAUUUCCAGUACUGAGCCACAUGUGGCUAUUUAAAUUCAAAUUAAUUAAAAUAAUAUAAAAUUCAAAAUUCGGCUUUUCACAUUUUAAGGGCUCAGUAGGUACAUUGGCCAGUGGCUACUGUAUCGGACAGAGCAGAUAGAGAACAUUUCCCCUUUGCAGAAAGUUCUUUGGAACGGCACUGUUUAGAUGAAUAAGGCCAUGGGAAAGCGCUUGGUGACGGGGUUGAGUGCCAUUCUUUCUGGCAAGUCAUCUGCAGGCCCAGAAAUGGAGUGUGCCGAGGAUGUUUCAUUGUUACGAAGGAGAAGUUAAUAAAUCCCCUCAGCCUCAUUUUGGCUGCCUGACUCACUGGCUGUUCACACUGCCAGAGUCGGAGGAUGAGGGAGAGAGUAGGAUCGAAUGCAGUAUUCAGGGCAGUGCUUCUCUGCCCUGGCUAUGGGUUGCAACCACCUAGGGAACUCAAAACAAAACAGAAAACCCAUGCCUAAGCUCUACCCCAGAACAACUGAAUCUGAAUCUCUAGGGGUGGGGCCCAGGAGGUUUUUCUUGUUUUAAGAUCCCCAGGGAAUUCUGGUGUACAGCCAGAGUUGAGAACAGCUGCCUUCCAGAUUGUGACCUUCAACAAACAAACAAGGAUACCUGAAGAUUGGAAGACAGUUUUUCGAGAUAGUUUUUAAUCUAAUUUUCAGCUUCUGCCUGAGCCAGUAGCAGUUGGGAAAGAAGGCUGUGCUCUUUAAAGAGUGCCAGCCAGCCUUAAAGAGCAGAAUGGAUCUUGACGUGGUUAACAUGUUUGUGAUUGCGGGCGGGACACUGGCCAUCCCAAUCCUGGCAUUUGUGGCCUCGUUUCUCCUGUGGCCUUCUGCACUGAUAAGAAUCUAUUACUGGUACUGGCGGAGGACACUGGGCAUGCAGGUCCGCUAUGUUCAGCAUGAAGACUAUCAGUUCUGUUACUCCUCCCGGGGCAGGCCUGGGCACAAGCCCUCCAUCCUCAUGCUUCACGGAUUCUCUGCACACAAGGACAUGUGGCUCAGUGUGGUCAAGUUCCUUCCAAAGAACCUACACCUGGUCUGCGUGGACAUGCCAGGACACGAGGGCACCACUCGCUCCUCCCUAGAUGACCUGUCCAUAGAUGGACAAGUCAAGAGGAUACGGCAGUUUGUAGAAUGCCUCAAGCUGAAUAAAAAACCCUUCCACCUGGUAGGCACCUCCAUGGGUGGCCACGUAGCAGGGGUGUACGCUGCUUACUACCCAUCGGAUGUUUCCAGCCUAUGUCUCGUGUGCCCUGCUGGCCUGCAGUACUCUUCUGAUAAUCAGUUUGUGCAACGGCUCAAAGAACUGCGGGACUCUGCUGCUGUAGAGAAGAUUCCCCUGAUCCCGUCCACCCCAGAGGAGAUGAGUGAAAUGCUCCAGCUCUGCUCGUAUGUCCGCUUCAAGGUGCCCCAGCAGAUCCUGCAAGGCUUGGUGGAUGUCCGCAUCCCGCAUAACAACUUCUACCGAAAGCUGUUUUUGGAAAUCGUCAAUGAGAAGUCCAGAUACUCUCUCCAUCAGAACAUGGACAAGAUCAAGGUCCCAACGCAGAUCAUCUGGGGAAAACAAGACCAGGUGCUUGACGUGUCCGGGGCCGACAUGUUGGCCAAGUCAAUUGCUAACUGCCAGGUGGAACUUCUAGAAAACUGUGGGCACUCAGUGGUGAUGGAGAGACCCAGGAAGACAGCCAAGCUCAUCAUCGACUUUUUAGCUUCUGUGCACAACACAGACAACAACAAGAAGCUGGACUGAGGUGCCGACUGCAGUCUGCGUUCGGCACACGGCAUCCGCCCCCAUCCCCGAACCCGACACGGCCACCACUCUCAGGGAUCCUGCCCCAAAUGCGGUCGGAGUGCCAGUGUCCCUGAGGAAGCCAGUCCCCUCUCCCUGGUAGCCACAGUUUCACAGAGCUUCAGGGGCCACAAGAAAAUCUCCAAGAUCUUUAUUCACAAAAUGGAAACUCAUAUGGAACAAGAUAAGAAAACCCAGCCACGAAAUCUACUGAGAAGUCUUCAAGUUCAUGUCGUUGACAAGCUCGUGCAAAACAGCCACUUUGGACCAUGAUCACUGAGGACAUUUUCUUUAAGACACAGCAAAGGCUGACACUGGAUAUUUUUGUUGCUUCAAAUCUAUUCCCUUGCAUGGUCAGUGGCUUUUAUAGAAGCAUUAGUCCCCAUUUGCUGAACCCUGUUGUGCAAGUCUAAUUUAAGUUUUACAUAGAGACCCCAUGUGAAUGUAGCCUGUCAGCUGCAAGACCAGGGAGGGAAAUGGCAAGCUGCAGGACGUGCACACACGUGGAGGGCCGUGGUCCCGCCUCGGCCAGCCCUCGGAACUGCAGGAGCAGCAGAGCACACAGGCGGGUGGUUUGUUGGGCACCCACAAGUCGGGUAUGGUGUGAGCGAACUCAGAACAGUCACAGAAUGAAGAACACCUGGCAGGGUGGGGUUUCCGAGGAAUAAUUUAUUAUUUUUGAAAAUAGAACUAAUAAAGCAAUAAUGUUCUAGACAUGUAUCUAAAUAAUCAGACUCAGGUUCCACACCCAAGCAACACCUUGUGGGCCUCUUUUCUAUUCUGCUAUGCUACUGAAACCCUUGGACGUAAAAUACCCAUUUUUUAAAUGAAUUCCGUGAAUUCUGUGAACAGUAAUUGAAAAUAAUUCUAAACAGCUGUAAAAAUAACCACAAUGACAUGAAAUAAAUUUAGUAAGUCUAGAUCAGCAACA
This is a messenger RNA of Microcebus murinus (gray mouse lemur), 2772 nucleotides long. It is a transcript of the gene ABHD6, whose product is annotated as abhydrolase domain containing 6, acylglycerol lipase. Gene Ontology annotation, cellular component: AMPA glutamate receptor complex; membrane. Gene Ontology annotation, biological process: acylglycerol catabolic process. Gene Ontology annotation, molecular function: monoacylglycerol lipase activity. The record is from RefSeq and is a predicted model, not a curated record. NCBI's taxonomy places the organism in Eukaryota, Metazoa, Chordata, Mammalia, Primates, Cheirogaleidae.